GCGCUUCUUCCUGGGUCGUGGUAGCCAAUCAGGAGGCAGCAGAGCGGUCAACAGAUCUGUGAGCUCUGAGCAGCAGCGGCGGAGAGAGAGGACGCAGCCUCGCGCACACAGCUUCUUCGCCUUCACACAGCCUCGCAAGAUCCUGCAACAUGUCCAUCCUGAAGAUCCACGCUCGUGAGAUUUUUGACUCACGUGGAAACCCCACGGUUGAGGUUGACCUCUACACUAAGAAAGGUCUCUUCAGAGCUGCAGUGCCCAGCGGUGCUUCCACCGGCAUCUAUGAGGCCCUCGAGCUCCGCGACAAUGACAAGACCCGCUAUCUGGGCAAAGGGGUGAAAAGAGCUGUAAAAUAUGUAAAUGAGUUCUUGGCCCCAGCUUUGUGUAACCAGAGCGUGUCUGUCCUGGAGCAGGAGAAGAUUGACAAACUGAUGCUUGAUAUGGACGGCACAGACAACAAAUCAAAGUUUGGAGCGAAUGCCAUCCUGGGUGUGUCCCUGGCUGUGUGCAAGGCUGGAGCUGCUGAGAAAGGUGUCCCACUCUACCGCCACAUCGCUGACCUCGCUGGCAACCCAGAGGUCAUCCUUCCAGUUCCUGCCUUCAACGUUAUCAACGGUGGUUCCCACGCCGGCAACAAGCUGGCCAUGCAGGAGUUCAUGAUCCUGCCAGUUGGGGCCAGCAGCUUCAAAGAGGCCAUGCGCAUUGGUGCUGAGGUCUACCACAACCUGAAGAAUGUCAUCAAGGAGAAGUAUGGCAAGGACGCCACCAAUGUGGGAGAUGAGGGUGGCUUCGCUCCCAACAUCCUGGAGAACAAAGAAGCCCUGGAGCUCCUGAAGAACGCCAUCGGCAAGGCCGGCUACACCGAUAAGAUUGUAAUUGGAAUGGAUGUGGCUGCCUCUGAGUUCUACAAGAGCGGCAAGUACGACCUGGACUUCAAGUCCCCUGACGACCCAAGUCGUUACAUCUCUCCCGACCAGCUGGCUGACCUCUACAAGAGCUUUGUGAAGGAUUAUCCUGUUGUCUCCAUUGAGGAUCCCUUCGACCAGGAUGACUGGGAGGCCUGGUCCAAGUUCACCGCUAGCACGAGCAUCCAGGUGGUGGGUGAUGACCUGACUGUGACCAACCCCAAGCGUAUUUCAAAGGCAGUGGCUGAUAAGGCCUGCAACUGUCUGCUGCUCAAGGUCAACCAGAUCGGCUCCGUCACAGAGUCCCUGCAGGCCUGUAAGAUGGCACAGUCCAAUGGCUGGGGUGUGAUGGUCAGCCACCGCUCCGGAGAGACCGAGGACACCUUCAUUGCUGACCUGGUGGUCGGCCUCUGCACUGGCCAGAUCAAGACUGGCGCCCCCUGCCGAUCAGAGCGUCUGGCCAAGUACAAUCAGCUGCUAAGGAUUGAGGAGGAGCUCGGAGACAAGGCUCGCUUCGCCGGCCAGAAAUUCAGGAGGCCCAUCUGAAGAGCGGACCCUGUCUGGAUGUCUUUACGAUAGUCACACUCCCACACAUAGAGCCACGCGAAGUUACUCUCUCCAGACCAGAGGGAAUUUGGAAAGGCAUUGAAAUUCAAGGUCCAAGUCAAGUCUGCAAGCUACGGCACGCUGCUUCUGUGCCAACAAGUCCUCCCAUUCUCCUCAGCCCUGGCACCCAAAUAACACUGGUCCUUUAAUUAUGUCUUUGUAUUUCUGUGAGAGAUCUUUGUUUUGCUUCUUGUGAGCUGUAGUGAAUAUCUGGUUCUCUGUUGUUCAGUGUGCUGCGGUGUGUAGCGCAAAACUGUGUCCGUUGUGUUGCCUUUGAGAAGCUGUAGUGUUGCUGUAAAGCGUGGCAUAACAACAAAUAAACUAUACCCACGUGGAAGAGUGUUA
Messenger RNA from Astyanax mexicanus (Mexican tetra), 1853 nucleotides. It is a transcript of the gene eno1a, whose product is annotated as enolase 1a, (alpha). Gene Ontology annotation, molecular function: magnesium ion binding; phosphopyruvate hydratase activity. Gene Ontology annotation, cellular component: phosphopyruvate hydratase complex. Gene Ontology annotation, biological process: glycolytic process. The record is from RefSeq and is a predicted model, not a curated record. The transcript is spliced from 12 exons. Bases 150 to 1448 code for a protein of 432 amino acids. Lineage: Eukaryota; Metazoa; Chordata; Actinopteri; Characiformes; Acestrorhamphidae.